AGAGUGGUUUCUUUCUCCUGAGUUGUGCUGGCUGCCGUGGGCCCAUUGCAGGCCCAGGCUGCCCCCUGGUGUCCAAACUCUGCCACUGCAUGGCCUUGCUGCCUGGUAAGGCGGGCCAGGGGCCUUUUCUACUGUGGGAUGAAUGAAGUUUGGGUCUUAUUCCUUACCCACUGAGUCAGCCCUGAAGGGGCCCACCAGUCUGGGGCCCAAUUGUCAUCCCCAGCUUUGAGGCAACACUAACACUGCCUAGGCAGGGAGCUCAGGCACCAGCGAUGGCUGUCGCCCUGUCCUGUGAGAUCCUCCACGGUACAGACGGCCUCCAGGCUCAGGGCCACUAAGCCAAAGUCGGCUCAGCCUCACUCCUGGUUACCUGAAGUCUGGGCAGUCAGCCACUUCUCACCUUACAGUCGUGGUUAAACAUUAGUGGGAAGUGAUCGGGUCUGUGGAGGGGGCGGAUUACGCUUUCAAACAGUCUCUUGUUACGGAGUCCAAGCUGCUAGUUCCUGCAGGAGCCCAGACAAUGCCUGUGGAGGAGUUUGCAGCUGGUUGGAUCUCUGGAGCUCUGGGCCUGGUCCUGGGACACCCCUUUGACACAGUGAAGGUGCGGCUGCAGACCCAGAGCACGUACCAGGGCAUCGUGGACUGCAUGGUCAAGACUUACCGCCAUGAGUCGGUCCUGGGCUUCUUCAAAGGAAUGAGUUUCCCCAUGUUCAGCAUAGCUGUGGUCAACUCUGUCCUGUUCGGGGUGUACAGCAAUGUCCUCGUGGCCCUCACAGCAACCUCCCAUCAGGAGCGGCGGGGCCAGCCACUCAAUUACACCCACGUCUUCAUCGCCGGCUGCACGGCAGGCGUCCUGCAGUCCUACUGCCUGGCUCCUUUUGAUCUCAUCAAAGUCCGUCUACAAAACCAGACAGAGCCCAGGACGCAGCCAGGCGGCCCCCAGCCACGGUACCGGGGGCCUGUGCACUGUGCAGCCACCAUCUUCCGGGAGGAUGGGCCCCGCGGGCUGUUCCGAGGAUCCUUGGCCCUAGUGCUAAGGGACACCCCCACCCUGGGCCUCUACUUCCUCACCUACGAGGGGCUGUGUCGCCAGUACACACCAGAUGGCCAGAACCCCAGCUCAGCCACAGUGCUGGUGGCUGGGGGCUUCGCCGGCAUCGCCUCUUGGAUUGCAGCCACGCCCUUUGACGUGAUCAAGUCCCGGAUGCAGAUGGAUGGGCUGAGGCAGCGAAAGUACAAAGGAAUCCUGGACUGCGUGAGCAGCAGCUUCCGGCAGGAGGGGAUAGGAGUCUUCUUCCGGGGCCUGACCAUCAACAGUGCCCGGGCCUUUCCGGUCAACGCCGUCACCUUCCUCAGCUAUGAGUAUCUGCUGCAUGCAUGGGAGUGAGCCCGGCGGGGACCCCGCAGCUGGACCCCUGCUGACUAAGUAACUGGAGGCCGAGCUCCAUCAACCUGUUUGCAGGUCAAAGACGUGGCUCGGCCCUUCCUAGGCCAGGCACCUCCCAAGGUCAGGCCAGGCGCCUCCCAAGGUCCAGCCAGGCAGGGAGUCAUCUGCAGAAGAGCCAGCGCUCCAGGCCCAGCCCACACUCCAAGGUAGCACUGAGCCUCCAGCGAGACUCCCACCUCAAGCACUUCGGCUUCCCAGAAGCAAGAGCCCAAGCACCGCCCCUCUGAUGGAGCUGCUGGACUCCACUGGCCACAGCCUCUGCGCCCUUCCCACUUCCGGUGACUGCAUUUGGAUCAUCGCACCUGGCCUUUCAAACCUCUCCAGGGGAGUCCCCUUGUCUUCCUCCUGUCCAGAAUCCAGAGUCUUCCAGGCUCUUCCAUUACCUUCAGGAGCCUCCCCUACCCCCAAGGUCUUUCCCCGUAGGUUUUUUUUUUCCUCCCCUUCGUGGCUUUGUGACCCUGAAACGAACAAGCUGUACCACAAGGCCCAGGCCGGGUGUCCUUGGCCCCUGGUUAAUCAAAGC
Molecule: messenger RNA, 1970 nt
Organism: Dipodomys spectabilis (banner-tailed kangaroo rat)
Lineage: Eukaryota; Metazoa; Chordata; Mammalia; Rodentia; Heteromyidae
Gene: Slc25a45
Product: solute carrier family 25 member 45
Exons: 6
Coding region: 521-1387 (288 amino acids)
Biological process (GO): transmembrane transport
Cellular component (GO): mitochondrion
Molecular function (GO): transmembrane transporter activity
Source: RefSeq, a predicted model, not a curated record